Mytilus californianus (California mussel) is the source of this 8206-nucleotide messenger RNA. RefSeq lists its product as uncharacterized. Lineage: Eukaryota; Metazoa; Mollusca; Bivalvia; Mytilida; Mytilidae. The transcript has 6 exons. Bases 294 to 989 code for a protein of 231 amino acids. The record is from RefSeq and is a predicted model, not a curated record.
CAUUCAAAGGCAGAUUUGAUAUAUGUAAAUGAGCUAAGACAACAUAUCUUUAUUGUUAAUUUCAACAACUAGAAUAGAAUAAUGAUAACAUUUCCAAAAGUAAUGAUUCCGGAGAAAAUGGACCGAAAUUGCUUCGGUUAUUUACUUUGACUGAAAAAAAAACACAACAAGAGUUGAAGAGAGCGUUCAAAAAGGAACUUAUAUGAACAACAUAUGUCAGUAUGGCCUAAAACUAGUCUACAAAAUACUUUGAAGUUACGAUACCAUAAUACUGAUAUGUAUUAACGUAAUAAAUGUUAGGAAAACAUAUUAGAUUUAGAAACAUGACCACCAUAACUGUGCCGAAAGAACCUGAGUACAGCCCGUGUGAGAUUUCAGGGGAGAAAACUUGUAAUGAUGGGAGAUGUAUUUCAAAAAUUGAUCUGUGUCCUGAGGAACAGUUGAUGAAUCAGAACACGAUACUAAUUAUGAUCGUAGUGGGAAUAGCUGUGGUGAUUUUCCUUAUUGUGUUAUACUGUUUUCAACAAAGACAGAGAAAUGCUUCUAGAUCAAGGUUAAGAAAUCAGACCUCAAUAGAUAAUGAUAUGGAACCAGAGAGAUCGUCUUUGUUUGAGCCUCCUCCAGCCUAUGAUGAGGCUAUAGACACUAGGUUGUACCCACCGACACCACAGAUGCUUAGAGAUCGCUCAUUAAGACCCCCAUCAGAGGACCAGCCACCAAUGACACCACCUCCUAAUUAUGACACAGCUUUACAAAUUCUUGCAAGAAGCCAUGAAUCAGUUUUAGGGAAACCUCCAUUGUUACGACGGCAGUCAUCAACAACAUCUUCAUUCAGACGUAGCUUUUCAUUUGAUUUGCUCAAUAAUCAGACUGUUACAUCAAACACUUUAGUGCCAUUGACUGAGAGAGAGACAAAUAAUCAGGAUAAACCUGAGAGUAGGGGAGACAACGCUAGAAACAGUGAUCUGACGAUACAAAUCAUCAGCUGAUGAAUAGAAUCUCGUCUAGUCUGUUCAGUAUAUUGUCAUGAGAUUAUGUGAACAUUUAUUUAUAUUUUUGAAAUCUUUGUGAUAUUGUACAUUUUUGUAUAGAUUUUUAACAGAUUCCCGGUAGUGCAUAGUACUUCUCAAUUAGUCAGAUGUCACAUGCUUAAUUAGUCUGAAGGUCACAUGCAUAUUUAGUAAUUUAAGUUUAAAGGCUUAAAGACUUUUAUUUAUUAGUCAGGGCAUUUACUUAAUUACACAUAUAUUAGUUUUUCAGCAGUUCCUUGUAGCAUAGGAUGCAGUUUAACUAUGCAAGUUCAUAAACUGGUAAUUUGACAUCAAAAUUCACAGAUUUAAUCAUUUGAUAUCCCAUGCCUCUGUAACUUCAAGACAGAUUAAGUUGAAAUCAACAAAAAUUGAAAUUAAUGAAUAUGAAUGAAGUCUGUUUCUUAUAGACAUGAUAGAAGCAGAAUAUUUUGAUAAGAAAAAUAGUAAAAUCUGAAAAUAUUCAAGUGUCUCCAGGUGACAUUAUCAGUUUAAAAAAACUUUGUAUAAGGCCAAGAAAACCUUGUCAGUAAAUUGUAAAUGCCCCCAUACAUAAAACAAGAUGGGCGUUAAUGCAAUGAAAUAUUCUUAAACCUCUAUAGCAUAAAAGCAGUCAUUUGAACUAUAUGCAUUAUAGUAAUUAUGAACAGAUUGACUAAUUCAUCAAUUCACCAUUUGAGGGUUGGAACUCCAUUUUUAUUUUGUGAAGGUACCCACAGAAUUUUAAUUGUUUUCUGUAAUGCAUGAAAAUCAGAAAAAACUGAUGAAAUAUCAUCUAGUGGUUUAAAAAAAGAUAUAAGGGAGUUCUGAUCCUCCCAUUAUUUAUGUCUGGAAAACUCUGUACCUAGAUUAUUGAAAAAUAAGUUGGGAUGCGCUAAACUGGUAAAGGAGGAUAGGGGAAAUUAUCAUCUGUCUUGUGUGUUGAUUAAAUUUUAUAGUCAAAAGUGAAUUUAACAGGAAGUAUUGACAGUAGAAAAUAUUUUAAAGAAAUUUAUUGAUUUUUAAGGUGAUGAAAGAGAAGAUAUUUAUUUAAGGAUUGCUUCUAUAUGAGGUCAAAGUUUACCUCUUUCGUAUGGUGCUAAUUACCAAAGAAUGUUCACUAUUACUUCGUCCAUUGUCUUUAUGUAUUUAAAAACAAGAAACAAUUUGUCAGAUUUUUAUUACAAAACUUGUGUAAACUAAUCUAUCAUAAUUGAUACAAUCACUGCCAUGUUUUGUGAAGGAUGAUGUUUUGAGCUGAGGUUGACAGUUUCUGCCAUGUUUUGUGAAGGGUGAUGUUUUGAGCUGAGGUUGACAGUUUCUGCCAUGUUUUGUGAAGGGUGAUGUUUUUGAGCUGAGGUUGACAGUUUCUGCCAUGUUUUGUGAAGGGUGAUGUUUUGAGCUGAGGUUGACAGUUUCUGCCAUGUUUUGUGAAGGGUGAUGUUUUGAGCUGAGGUUGACAGUUUCUGCCAUGUUUUGUGAAGGGUGAUGUUUUUGAGCUGAGGUUGACAGUUUCUGCCAUGUUUUGUGAAGGGUGAUGUUUUGAGCUGAGGUUGACAGUUUCUGCCAUGUUUUGUGAUGAUUUGAUGUUUUGAGCUGAGGUUGACAGUGUCACGACUUGGUUGUGAUUAUUGUUUUUGCUGAAUUAAGUCAGUGUUGGCUAAUGGAGUGGGUCUCAUUGGGGUCUAAGCGUGACCCGGGAUUGCCGAUUUUUUGUAAGCGUGACACGUGAAAGUCAAAUUAUUGUGCCGUGAAAACGGGAAAUGAAGUCUAGCGGGACACGGGAAAUUACAAAAAAAUAAGAAUUGCUUACGUACAUAGUGUAAGCGGGAUAUGGGAAUCUGACAAAACAGUAAGCGGGAUCCGGGAUUAGCACCCCCCAAUGAGACCCCCAAUGGAGAUGUUGUUUUAACAUUUACAUAGUGUUAACCAAAAUAUAUCAAAUUAUUAAUGAGGAUCUAAUUAACAAAAUAAUGUUCUCAGAUCAGAAGCAAAGGAUGUGUUAUCAUAACGUCCUUAUGUAUUAGCUCAAGGUCAUAAGCCAAAGUUAUAUUUUUUUUAUAUCAGGCAAGGGUAAACCAGAGGUUUAAUAGUAGCUAUGCUCUCAUAUUGUCCCUGUAAACAUUUUCAAUGCCAUAAGCUCUCUUUAAACCAAGCUUAGAUCUAGUGCUAAAGAUACAAUUUGUGUAUAUUGUCGUGUUAGUAUGGUCAAGGUCAAAUGUCAAUUUGAUCUAUAGAAUUGUAGUUAUAUAAAUAUGUACAAGGUGUACAUCUGAGAUGGGGAAUCUAACCUUUGAUCUCAUUUUCAUGGUUCAGUGAUCACCUUUUGAUCAGUUUAUCAGUUUUGAUGAAUCAUAGGUCAACUGUAUUUGUUCUAUAAAUAGAUGUAUGAUACUGAUUUCCAUUCAUAAGGUGUACAUGGUCUGUCUGAAAGGGAUAACCUGACCUUAACUUUAAACCUGUUGAUCAACCUUUAGUUUUGUGCUUAGGUCAGUUUCUUAUUUAAAUAGUACUUAAGAGUAUACCAAAGGGUCAAUUAACAGCCAUAGGUCAAAGAAAUGGAAUCACUAUGACCAAAAGAAAAAUGAAGUCAUAGUUAUUAUAAAAAAAACUGCAACAUUUUGAGAAGAUUACUAAGUUGUCAUCAUCAUUUUCUUAUUAUUCAUGACUUAAGAUUAUGUUAAUAUGUUGUUGAACAAUACUUUAGUACUUUUAUUUUAUGUAUGAUAAAUGUUAUGUUAAUGUGACAAUACUUUAGUGCUUUUAUUUUAUGUAUGAUAAAUGUUGUGUUAAGGUGAUUUGUUUGUAAAGUUUAAAAAUCAAUGUGUUUAUUUAUUACUACAAAUUUAAUUUACUGUCAAGAAUGUGUUGGGAUAGUAAGAAAUGUUUUAUUUUAUUUAUCUCCGAAAUUGAUUCCAUAAUUAUAGAAGUAUAUACUUGGGAAACACAAUGUAUCAACAAAGGACAAUAUACACUUCACUGUAAAAGAGGGACGAAAGAUACCAGAGGGACAGUCAAACUCAUAGAUCGAAAAAAAAACUGACAAUGCCAUGGCCAAAAAUAAAAAGACAAACAGACAAAUAAUAGUACAGAUGACACAACAUAGAAAACUAAAGACUAAGCAACACGAACCCCACCAAAAACUGGGCGUGAUCUCAGGUGCUCCCGAAGGGUAAGCAGAUCCUGCUCCACAUGUGGCACCCAUAUUGUAAUGGUUCCAGGAUUUUGAGAAAGAGGUUUAAGACCCCAAAAUUGAUAGUUUUCUUACUAUUUUUACAUGACAAUAAAAUUGAGAAUGGAAAUGGGGAAUGUGUCAAAGAGACAAUAACCCGACCAUAGAUCAGACAACAGCCGAAGGCCACCAAUGGGUCUUCAAUGCAGUAUCUUUUCAAUCACCUUUUUAUUUAAUUAAUGUUAAGGUAAAUGUUGAUGUAUGGUGGAUAGUUGUUACAUUGACAAUCAUACCACUUCUUAUUAUUGUAAAUUCAGAAAUUAUUGCGAGGUUUUUAUUAUUGCGAAAAAUGCGACAGAGUUGUAAACGCAAUAAUUUAAACACGCAUUUUGAAAUAUUUUAUAUGAAUUAAACAUGAUUUUUCUCAAAAUCGUAAAAAUUAAAAUCGCAAUUAAGUCUAAAAUGACAAAAUCGCAAUAAUAAAUGCACGCAAUAAUUUCUGAAUUUACAGUAUUUUAUAUAUAUUUCUGUGUAUACUAUGUAAGAGUAUACGUGCAUUUAUUCAUCUUACACCAGACUUUAUCUUGCUCAAAUCUUUGCUUUGUAAACAUAAUUCUCAGAUGUAUGAUAAGCUUUUUAUUAUCAAAAAUUAUUUUUAUAUGAAUAUUUUAUAUUGUCAUUAAUCAGAUUGUGCCAUUUGUAUACCAUAAAGUCAACAAUUAAUCAGAGCUUUUAUUAACACUAAUUUCAAGCUUUUUUUGGUGAAACUGCAUUUAUAAAUCUCCACAUUUACAAUGAUUUCAAAACAUACAAUGUAUAUUAUUUCGCUUUAAGCUAAAUUCGUAAGGCAAGAUAAAUUUAUUUCUAGAUUCUCGUUGCCAACAAAAUAUAGCAAUUAUUUAUUCAGAUUUUUUAUUUUAUGUUUUCAAGGUGCUUAUAAAAGAAUCAUGGUCUGUCAUGUUUUAUGUCACAAGCAGUGACAAUAAUAAAAAGCUAACAAACCUGCCCAAAUUGAAAACUAGAUAAGAAUUUAGGAAUUGAUAUAGUUUCGUUACAAUAAUUCCAAAUUAGGGCAAAAAGGUCCAGAGAGGUAACAAUUAGAGGCCCUCUAAAUUGAAUCAUAUUUUAAAUAAUAUUUUCAACUGCUAUCAAAGUGGGCCAUAAGUUUUUAUAUUUAAAUUUGCAUAAUAUUAACUUUUGAGAAGAUUUUAACCAUUUUGUCCCACUUGCAAAUGUUGAGAAGGCAAAACAUAGCGAUCCUAGAUUAUGUUGUAGGUUUGUCAAUAUUUAGUUUUUUAGACAUCAAUAAUUUUGUCAAACAUUCAUUGAAAUUUAGGAAACUUGGAGAGAAGUUUCUUCUUGAUCAAGCUAUAGCAUCAGGAAAAAUAUUUUAGAGAAUGUUUUUUUUUUUUCAUUUCUUGUAUUUUACCAAUGAAUGGACUUUAAUAGUUUUUUUCUAGUUUAACUUUGUACAUAGGCUAGGGUGAAAGUUUUUAAAAUAUCAAUAACCUUUUCAAACCUUGGAAUUUCAGGAACAUUUUACAAAAUCUUCUUCAUAAUCAAGAGUAUUUUUUUGAUUUUUUUUCAUUUUACAAUAUUUAACUAUCAUUUACAAAUUGGGGACAGUAGCUUCUUCAAAAUCAAGAGAUAGCAGUCUGAGCAAAGUUUAUAUUUUUUUUGUAUUUUACUGAUAAAUUGACUUAAUUUUUUGGAGUCAACAUUAUGACAACAGCAGUCACAGUUAAAAUCCUAGCAAGGCUUUAUGAAUCUCGACAAAUACAGAAAAACCUGCCUUAGAACUUGUAAGUCCAUUCAAGGGCAGCAUGAGUGUAAUGGUUGUGAAUAAAAGGGAACAAUCUGUAACAUUCUACUACUUCUAGUCAAUUCACAUUUUUAGUAUCUUUCACAUUCUGUCAUUAUUUCUAUAUAUAUAGCUGAAAAUGAGGUUCAUAUUUAAUGUUAAAAAUACAUUUGUUGUCUUAAAGUAUUUAGUUGGUAUAGCCAAGCUUUUGAAAGUUUAAUUAUCUUAACAUAACAGUUUUAGGCAGAUAAUGAAAUAAUUUUUUUUUCUUGCAAUUAUCACAUUCUCUUGAAAUCUUCAUUUGUUUAUAUAUAUAUGAUGUGUCUAAAGUUUAGAAAAUUCUCAAUUUAAAGUUCUAUAUAAAUACUUUUUUUUCAUUGGUUAUUUACAGAUUUCCUAUGUGCAAUGGAUAAAUCCUUUACUUUUCCACACAAGAUUUACAAGAUUCACUUUUACAUAUAAAUACAUUAAUUGAUUGAUGGCUUUGUUAUGCCACAUCAUUCAAAAUUAUGGUGGUAUUACAUUAGAAAACUUUUUUUAUAGUGAUGGUGCUAAACAACUUGUAAUUAUUAUUUUUUUAUCCUAUCAAUUUUUUUCCAAAAAUAAUCAUAUGUUUUUCAAUGAAUUGCCUGAAAUUGAGGGAGUUGUCUCCCGUUAUUCUGCUGUAUACAGUGCAUACUAUCCAACAUAUAUAUAAUUAACAAUGAAAAUUGGUUGUUACUUAUGUUAUUUACAAAUAUCUUGAAACGAAAAUCAGAAGGUGUUUUGGUUCAGGUUUUACCCAAGGUUGUCCAUAAAUUACCACCAUUACUUGUCUGUUUAAACAGUAAGUAUGAAAUCUUAAUCAUUAGAACAUUUCAUUAUUCUUUGAAUCUCUUAACAACAAAUACUAUAAGCACAUGUCAUUUAUAAAAUAUUAAGCACAUUUUAUGAUAUACAAUAUUAAGCAAAUGUCAUUUAUACAAUAUUAAGCACAUGUUAUAAUAUAUAAUAUUAAGAAAAUGUCAUUUUAUUUAUGACUUGUGACAAAUGUUUUAUUUGAAUAAUAUUUUAUAAUAUGAGGCUAGAUUACUAAGAAAAUAACAGGUUGAUAUUGUAGAAUUGUUUUAUUCUCAUUUAGUUUUUAGAUAUAUUCUAACCCUGUAUGUGCUAUAUGACAUUCAUUAGUGAAAGAUUUUCAAUAAGAUCCAACCAUGUCCAUAUUUAAUAAUCAGGGUUGAUAAUACCUCUUUCACCAAAAUAUUGGAUUUUUUUUAAAAAUACAUUAUAUAAGUGCCUUCUCUUUUAUAGGAUAUAUGUUUCAGUUAAAAAUUAUAUCAAUAUUCGCAUAAUAAUUAACAAACAAUGAAGAUUAAACAGGAAGUGAAAUAUGAGACUCGUGAAACAGGUCUAGUUUGUUGUUUUUUGUCUUUAUGUAUAGAUCACUUUAUGUCUGAAUGAAAAAGUUUGAGACUUAUGGAAAAGCCAUAGUUACUUUUUGUCGUCUAUAUUUUUGAAUAGGUCCUUUUCUGCAUGUCAUAACCAUUGCAUUCUUCUGUUAUUGUGCAUUUGAACAUGGGAAUAGAGAUCUUUAUUUACUGAAGGUUGGUGGGUAACUCAAGGUAUUUUUCUCAGUUGAUAAAAGUUCAUAGCAAGACAUUAUACAAAGAUUUCUGAUUCAAAGUACUAGUACAGAAAUUCAACAGACUUGGUAGUGUACAAUUAAGAAUCUGUAUCUGUGUGUAAAUAACCAAAGCAAGAAGGUGUGAUGUAUAAAUGUUAUAUUGUAACAUUCUUAUUUAGAGAUAGGCAGAUGGCAGAUCUUUUGAUGAUUUUUUUUGAAUUUACUGGGUCGCUCAUGAGAAUUAGGAGUAGGACCAUAUUGGCUGUAAUUUUACCUAUAAAUUUACAAAUUUUUUCCUUUUUUAGGGGAGGGGGAUGCCAGGUGUACCCCUAUUUGAAUCCGUGCCUGUAUAUGUUACCUGUCAUAUGGUAGAAUAGAAGUAUACAUGGAAAAAUAUUUCUAUGGUGUCUGAAAAUUGACAAAUUUAUGGCAUUUGUACAAAAUUUGUAUAUUAAUAUUAAUCAUAAAAUAUGAUUGUGAUGUGAUUUUUUUGUGAUGAAUAAAUUGUGCAAUAUUUUUAAAAUGUAUAUUUCAUCAUUUUUGUACUAUUGAUGAAAUGAAUUUAUGAUGAAAAAAUUGUUGAAUAUUGUCCAAGAAAUCAGAAAAUAAAAGUAAUAUAUCUA